GAGCUCCUCCCGCCCUGACAUCUCCUCACCCCUCCUCGAGCCCCUCGGCUCCUGGCACCCAGAGAGGGAUGGCAGCAAGGGCGGGAGGAGGGGGAGAGAGGGACUGACAGCAACUGCCCUUUCUCCAGGAUGGGUUGAGAGCAACAAAAACCUCCCAAGCUCCUUCCUCUGGGUGUUUUGGAGCAGAUCCUGCCUGCCUGGCGGGGUGACUCCUCUGCACUGUCUGUGCGCGUUCCUGUGCGUGUGCUGCUGCCAUCGCAGAUGUACCCCCAGCUGUCACUUCACCGCGCACAGUCGCUCCCUCUCCCGCCUCUCUCUCUCUCUUUCUCUCUCCCCCUGUUUAUUAUUUACGGAGGAUUACAGUCCCUUUCCCACGCUGUCACCUCGCCGUGCGGCUCCUCUGCCCUCCACGCGGGGUGAGCGACUGGCUGGGGGGGGCUCCUGCCAGUGAGGGUCCACCGAGAUCCCAGCUGGCAACAGAGGGACUUUCUGCUGGAUUUGUUUUGGGAUUGUACCGGGUUCGCUGGAAGAGCUGCUAUUCUCACAGGAGGGUCCAUUCCAGCCUGAGAGAGUGCUGUAGGGAGUUAAAUAGAGCACACGGAAAGCCUGCUGCUGGGGAAUGAAAGUCAAGGAGGGAAAGGGAAGGAAGAGGCUGUAAUUGGGCAGUGUCCGGGGAAUCGGGUGGAAGUGGCUGCAGGCAGAAACCCCUCCAGGACCUGGCAGGCAGGCUACAAGAUCAUUCCUUCUCUUUUUGGGGCUGUGUGCCAGGCUGGCUGUUGGAUGUGAAGACAAGCUGGAGAAGACAACGAUGCUGCCUACAACUGCUGGCCACCGGUGGAGGAGCAGGUUCCUCAUGAGGUGGCAAGAGGCUUGUCUGCUUGGCUGUUGGCUGUCGCUAUGUGCUGCUGAGUCCUUCUUUGCUUGUCCUUCCUCCUGCAAGUGUAACAGUGGCAACCUGGAAGUGGACUGUAGUGGCUUGGGCCUCUCUUCCAUUCCCUCAGACAUCCCCACAAACACCAGGACCUUCCUCUUUCUCAACAACAAACUCAGCAUCCUGCCAGGAGCAGUGUUUUCCAACCUCUCCGCUCUACAGAGGCUGGAUCUAUCCAACAACUUCUUGGACCAGCUCCCUCAGAACAUCUUCAGUGACCUGGGGAACCUCACGGAGCUCCAGCUGAGGAACAACAGCAUUCGGGCCUUGGACAAGGACCUGUUACAGCACACGGCCCUGCUGCGUCAGCUGGACCUCUCCAUCAACGGCCUGGCCCAGAUCCCCUCGGGAAUCUUUGACGACCUGCCUGCUCUCCGCUCCCUGUCUCUCAGGUCCAACCGCCUGCAGAGCCUGGACAGGGUGACCUUCGAACCGCUAACCAGCCUGCAGCUUCUCCAAGUCGGGGAUAACCCCUGGGAAUGUGACUGCAACCUCCGAGACUUCAAGCACUGGAUGGAGUGGUUCUCCUACCGAGGUGGGAAAAUUGACCAGCUGGCAUGUACCCUGCCCAAGGAGCUGAAAGGGAAGGAUAUGCGAAUGGUACCCAUGGAGAUGUUUAACUACUGCUCCCAGCUGGAUGAUGAGAACAGCUCUACAGUGCUGGACAAUACUGGCCCACCCUGCACUAAAGGAAGCCCAGCUCCUUCCAAAUCUAAAUCAGGCCCAGAAACAGAAGUGGAGCCCAGUGUGGGAUGCCCUCAGAAACAGCGAUACAGGCCCGUGAGCGUGCGCCGGGCCAUUGGCACUGUGAUCAUUGCAGGGGUGGUUUGUGGCAUCGUUUGCAUCAUGAUGGUGGUGGCAGCUGCUUAUGGCUGCAUUUAUGCCUCCCUCAUGGCCAAGUACCACCGGGAGCUAAAGAAGAGGCAGCCGCUCAUGGGUGACACGGAAGGUGAACAUGAAGAACAAAAACAAAUCUCCUCUGUGGCGUGAAACUCUUCUAGGAAGGAAAGGACAGCGAUGAAAAAAAGGUACCUGAGAGCAGUCAAGCAUGGGGUCCUCCCAAAAUACAUCUUCCCAGACAGAGUGACAGACUGUGCUAUUGCUCCACUCACCCAAGUAGUGCAACAUGCUUCUGGGGGGUCAGGGCACCUGGCUCAAUUUCUUUUCCUCUGCCCCAGGCCCAUUUUGUGCCCUUUCACCCUUGGGGCCUCCCAGACAAAAUAAAGUAGAGUCAGACCUCGA
Messenger RNA from Empidonax traillii (willow flycatcher), 2173 nucleotides. It is a transcript of the gene LRTM2, whose product is annotated as leucine rich repeats and transmembrane domains 2. Gene Ontology annotation, molecular function: protein binding. NCBI's taxonomy places the organism in Eukaryota, Metazoa, Chordata, Aves, Passeriformes, Tyrannidae. The record is from RefSeq and is a predicted model, not a curated record. Gene Ontology annotation, biological process: axonogenesis; positive regulation of synapse assembly; regulation of presynapse assembly. The transcript is spliced from 5 exons. Gene Ontology annotation, cellular component: membrane. Bases 809 to 1921 code for a protein of 370 amino acids.